AAAUCAAGUUCAAUAUUAAAAGGAAAACAAACCACACUACAUUAUUGGAAGCCAUUUUUGCUAAUUUUAUUACAUUUUAAAAUUUAUGAUUUGAUUUGAAUACUAUCAUGGGCGGAGCUGUGAGUGCUGGGGAAGAUAAUGAUGACUUAAUUGAUAACUUAAAAGAAGCUCAGUAUAUCCGCACUGAGAGAGUGGAGCAAGCCUUCAGAGCGAUUGAUCGCGGAGAUUACUAUUUGGAAGGCUACAGAGACAAUGCUUACAAAGACUUAGCCUGGAAGCAUGGAAACAUCCACUUGUCAGCACCUUGCAUUUAUUCUGAAGUUAUGGAAGCACUGAAACUUCAACCAGGAUUGUCUUUUCUUAACCUGGGAAGUGGAACCGGAUAUUUAAGUACAAUGGUGGGCUUAAUUUUAGGUCCUUUUGGAAUAAAUCAUGGGAUUGAGCUUCAUUCAGAUGUGGUGGAAUAUGCCAAGGAAAAACUGGAGAGCUUCAUCAAAAAUAGUGAUAGCUUUGAUAAAUUUGAGUUUUGUGAACCUGCAUUUGUGGUUGGUAAUUGCCUCCAGAUAGCAUCUGACAGUCAUCAGUAUGAUCGAAUUUAUUGUGGAGCUGGAGUCCAGAAAGACCAUGAAAACUACAUGAAAAUAUUACUAAAAGUUGGAGGCAUACUAGUCAUGCCUAUAGAGGAUCAGUUAACACAGAUUAUGCGAACUGGACAAAAUACUUGGGAAAGUAAAAAUAUCCUUGCUGUUUCAUUUGCUCCACUUGUACAACCAAGUAAGAAUGAUAAUGGCAAACCAGAUUCUGUGGGACUCCCCCCGUGUGCUGUCAGGAAUCUACAGGACUUGGCUCGUAUCUACAUUCGACGCACGCUUAGAAAUUUCAUAAAUGAUGAGAUGCAGGCCAAGGGGAUCCCUCAAAGGGCUCCACCCAGAAGAAAAAGAAAGAGAGUUAAACAGAGAAUUAACACUUAUGUAUUUGUGGGUAAUCAGCUCAUUCCUCAGCCUCUAGACAGUGAGGAGGAUGAAAAAAUGGAAGAAGAUAACAAAGAAGAGGAAGAGAAAGACCACAGUGAAGCCAUGAAGACAGAGGAGCCACCUCAAAACUUACUGAGAGAAAAAAUCAUGAAGCUGCCCCUCCCUGAAUCUUUGAAAGCUUACUUGACAUAUUUUAGAGACAAAUAACUUAGGUCAAGAAGAAAGAAUGCCUACUGAUAAUUUCUUUAGUCUUGAAAAUGUAGUGUUUGUUAGAAUUGAAAGAGAAUUAUUUCUUUCAUCAGAGCGAAUUAUAGUGGAAAAAAGUAUAACUUGUUUCUGUCAGUAACAAAAAUGAUGUAUUAAAAAGUGAUUAAAAAGAAUCCCUUUUAUAAAAUCUAUUUUUUUUUUAAAUCUUGGAAAAAUGCUAUUUUAACUCAGAGUGAUUUCAAAGUGGAAUGCAACAAUAAUCAGGACUUGUGUACUAUAAACCCUUUUCUGAUUCCUCCCAGAUUUGUAGUAGUGAGGGUUAGAUUUAAUUUUAUAUAAGGUUUGAAUAAUUGUUAAGCAUAUAUAAUCUGAUUUGAAUUGCGGUUGUUUGCAUUUCCUGUAUGAAAACUUUCUAUCUGAUAAGGAAAUCCAAUGCUUUGUAGACCUAUUUACCUUACUUUUGUUGCAAUCACUAUUGCUGAGUUACUGUAGAUGUGUUCCGGGCGAUAUAUGAGUGCAAUAACAAUACAAGAUACUGAAUAAUUUAGCUUUAAAAAAAAAAAUCAUGAAAUUUUACAGCCCUGCUACUUUUGCUUUUGAAUCUGUUGCCAAAAGACAUGGGGAAAAUACUGCUUCUCUCAUAGAGAUUUUAAGAGCAUAGCAAGUGAAUAAAGUAGGAAGAAUAUAAUUAAUACAACUCUUCAUUUGUAUGGACCCUUUACAUUUUCAGUAUUUAAGAAUAAUGAGGUUAUUGUAAUUCUCUAGAAUUUUAAAAGAUAGUGUAUUUAGGAUUGCUUUUUCUAUAGUUCACUGUAUAAAGUAUUUGGUUUUUUAAAAAUCCAUCGUUCUGUGUGACUCUUGAUAGCAGAGACAGC
Molecule: messenger RNA, 2056 nt
Organism: Galeopterus variegatus (Sunda flying lemur)
Lineage: Eukaryota; Metazoa; Chordata; Mammalia; Dermoptera; Cynocephalidae
Gene: PCMTD1
Product: protein-L-isoaspartate (D-aspartate) O-methyltransferase domain containing 1
Exons: 5
Coding region: 108-1181 (357 amino acids)
Biological process (GO): protein modification process
Cellular component (GO): cytoplasm
Molecular function (GO): protein-L-isoaspartate (D-aspartate) O-methyltransferase activity
Source: RefSeq, a predicted model, not a curated record